Oryza sativa Japonica Group (Japanese rice) is the source of this 2057-nucleotide messenger RNA. RefSeq names its product probable glucomannan 4-beta-mannosyltransferase 5. NCBI's taxonomy places the organism in Eukaryota, Viridiplantae, Streptophyta, Magnoliopsida, Poales, Poaceae. Gene Ontology annotation, cellular component: Golgi apparatus. The record is from RefSeq and is a predicted model, not a curated record. Gene Ontology annotation, molecular function: mannan synthase activity.
CUCAGCUCAGCUCAGCCUCCGUUGUACAUCACUCUCCUCUCCUCUCUCUCUCCAGAGGCCACGGCAGCCGCCACCGCCCGGAGAAACAAUGGAGGCCGGCGAGGCAGCCGGCGCCGUCCUCUUCCUCCUCGCCGCCGCCGUCUCCCUCCUCGCCGCCGUCUCCACCGGCGCCCUCGACUUCACCUACCUCCUUCUUGCUUUCAGUGAGCUGAGCUCUUGUCGUGGUACGUUCCCAGUCGUCGGCGAGGGAUCGUCGACGUCGCCGGGGAGCGGCGGCGGCGCGUGGUGGCGCGAGGCGUGGGUGGGGGCGCGGUCGCGCGCGGUGGCGCCGGCGCUGCAGGUCGGGGUGUGGGCGUGCAUGGUGAUGUCGGUGAUGCUGGUGGUGGAGGCCACCUACAACUCCGCCGUCAGCGUCGCCGCCAGGCUCGUCGGCUGGAGGCCGGAGCGGUGGUUCAAGUGGGAGCCCCUCGGCGGCGGCGCCGGCGCCGGCGACGAGGAGAAGGGGGAGGCUGCUGCUGCUGCUUAUCCCAUGGUCAUGGUCCAGAUACCCAUGUAUAAUGAGCUCGAGGUGUACAAGUUGUCAAUCGGAGCAGUUUGUGGGCUCAAGUGGCCAAAGGAGAGGUUGAUAAUCCAAGUUUUGGAUGAUUCCACGGACGCAUUUAUCAAGAAUUUGGUUGAGCUGGAAUGUGAGGAUUGGGCAAGCAAAGGUCUAAACAUUAAGUAUGCCACCAGAAGUGGCCGCAAAGGGUUCAAAGCAGGAGCCUUGAAGAAGGGAAUGGAGUGGGACUAUGCCAAGCAAUGCGAAUAUGUUGCCAUAUUUGAUGCUGAUUUCCAGCCAGAACCGGAUUUCCUUCUCAGAACUGUCCCGUUCCUCAUGCACAAUCAGAAUGUUGCGCUUGUACAAGCUCGGUGGGUUUUUGUGAAUGACAGAGUAAGCCUACUGACAAGGAUACAGAAGACAUUCCUUGAUUACCACUUCAAAGCUGAGCAGGAGGCAGGAUCGGCUACAUUUGCUUUCUUCAGUUUCAAUGGGACCGCUGGUGUAUGGCGCACAGAAGCUAUCAAUGACGCAGGAGGUUGGAAGGAUCGAACUACAGUUGAAGACAUGGACUUGGCUGUCCGAGCAACCUUAAAGGGAUGGAAAUUCAUCUAUUUAGGGGACCUCAGAGUAAAGAGUGAGCUUCCAUCCACUUAUAAAGCAUACUGCCGACAACAGUUCCGGUGGUCUUGUGGCGGUGCAAACUUGUUCCGAAAGAUGAUAUGGGAUGUCUUGGUUGCCAAGAAAGUGUCAUCCUUGAAGAAGAUCUACAUACUGUAUAGCUUCUUCCUGGUGAGGAGAGUUGUUGCCCCUGCUGUUGCCUUUAUUCUCUACAAUGUUAUCAUCCCUGUGUCGGUCAUGAUCCCAGAGCUCUUCCUGCCAAUCUGGGGCGUUGCCUACAUUCCUACAGCACUCCUGAUUGUCACUGCCAUAAGAAAUCCAGAAAAUCUGCACACAGUGCCACUGUGGAUUUUAUUCGAGAGCGUCAUGUCCAUGCAUCGGUUGAGAGCUGCUGUAGCUGGUCUGCUGCAACUGCAAGAAUUCAACCAAUGGAUUGUGACGAAGAAAGUGGGGAACAAUGCCUUCGACGAGAAUAAUGAGACUCCAUUGCUUCAAAAAUCCAGGAAAAGGUUAAUAAACAGAGUGAAUCUACCUGAGAUCGGAUUAUCGGUGUUCCUCAUCUUUUGUGCAUCCUACAACCUUGUCUUCCAUGGAAAGAACAGCUUCUACAUAAAUCUCUAUCUCCAAGGAUUAGCCUUCUUUCUUCUGGGGCUGAAUUGCGUUGGCACUCUACCUGAUCAUUGCUGCUUCUGACAAAUCAAGUCAAAUCUGCUGCCGUUUCAUCAAUCUGAUAUGUGAUUCUUUUCUGUGUUUAAAUUUCUCCAGAAAGCAUUUUUAAAUUGUAGAGUACGUCACAGUUUAUGUUGACCUGUAGUAUUUUGCAUAGUUACAAAAGGUCAAAAAUGUCAAUAACAAUCCAGUAUAUAUCAACAAAUUCACAGGUCUGCCUUUUUGCUGA